Molecule: messenger RNA, 1688 nt
Organism: Trachemys scripta elegans
Lineage: Eukaryota; Metazoa; Chordata; Testudines; Emydidae
Product: RING finger protein 39-like
Source: RefSeq, a predicted model, not a curated record
UUUCUGGACGCCUCCCAAGUCACUCCCUCAACUUCAGGUGCUCACGUUAGAUGGGAAGAUCUUUGCUGUCUGUGCAGCGCCCGGCACAAUGGGGCCCUGAUCUCAGCUGGGGCAGGGACUGUCUCUCCCUUUGUGUCUGUGCAGCGCCCGGCACAACCGGGCCCUGAUCUCAUCUGAAAUAGCAGCUGGCCCUAAUAGGGACAAAAUUUAGGGUAAUAACCUAUCUCUCUGUGCAUGUGCAUCUUUAAAAUUUGUCUCCCAAGACUGGAUUAUGAAGAACAGACAAUGGUUGGAGCAAGAGGGCAGGGGUUGGAUGUCAGGGCAGCUGGGUUUUAUUCCCAGCUCUGGCAGGAGAGUGAGGGUCUCAUGACUAGAGCUGGUGGGGGGUUGGGUGUCAGGACUCCUGGGUUCUAUCCCCAGUUCUAGCAGGGGCAAGCUGGUCUAGUGCUUAGAGCAUGGUGGCAAAUGGGCGUCAGGACUCUUGGGUUCUACUUCCCCUCCUCACUGUUUAACCAGCAGCUAGACAUCUGUGACUCAGUUUCUCCUUUGGUACAGUGGGGCAAAUGCUUCCCUCCCUCUUGGGGAAUGUCAUUAACAAGCGUCUGCCGAGAGCAGGUGCCUUUCACAAGCUCUGCCUCGCUGUCAAGCUUUGAUCUGUCUCUUCCUCUCCAGAGUUGGCUGGAGCUUGCUGGAUUCUCCCCAGCUCUUUGCCCGGCAUGGCAUUUCCUGGCCUGGAGGCUCGGCCCUUUCACUAAUUACAGUGAUGACCUCCGGGCUCUUUGUCCUGCCUGUGCCCCUGACAGCCAUUGUACAUUUGGGCCAGGCCUAGCCCGUCCCCAAGAUCAGAGCAGCGCCUCUCCACUGCGCGGGGCAGCAUCAUGGUAAGCCUCUUUUCACUGGGGAAACUGAGGCACCGGACCUUGCCUAAAGUCACACAGGGAGUUGGCGGCAGAGCCAAAGAUAGACCCCGGGAGUCCUGACUCCCAACCCCCUGCCAGUUCUAUCCCACUAGAUCGCACUCCCUUCUCAGAGCUAGGCACAGAACCCAGGAGUCCUGGCUCCCAGCCUCCCCUGCUCUAACCCACUAGACCCCACUCCCCUCCCCGAGCCGGGGAGUAAACCCAAGAAUCCUGGCUCCCAACCCCUGCGAGAUCACAACACCUUUGCAGAACCAGUCAAACCCACACGCUGCCUGUGCCGCAUUCCUGCCAGGGAGAGAAGCUGGCGGAGUGGAAGAACCAGACAGUUACGCAAGGGGAUGUUUACCUGGAGCCUCUCCAGCCCCUAGGGGAUGCUCCUCCCUCUCCGCCCACACCCUGCAUAAAGGGGAAGGAGUUGCCCGAGCAAAGAGAAAGGAGCCAUGGAAGGUCGGGGACCGGUGGCAGAGUUGCAGCGCUCCAUCAUCUGCCCUAUCUGCAGGGGUCCCUUCAAGGACCCGGUGCUGCUGGACUGUGACCACAGCUACUGCCGAGCCUGCAUCACGGGCCAGUGGGAGCGGGAGGGGGCAGGGGUGCUGUCCUGCCCCCAAUGCCAGCAGGUCUUCGAGCGGCGCAGCCUGCGCACCCACGUCAAACUGGCCGUGGAGGUCAAGAUCGCCCAGAACCUCAACGCCAAGACGGCCCAGGAGGCCAAGCCCCGUCGGCGGCGCGGCGGUUGGAUCCCAGUGUCGGUCAUGCCAGAGGGGCAGG